Molecule: messenger RNA, 3455 nt
Organism: Procambarus clarkii (red swamp crayfish)
Lineage: Eukaryota; Metazoa; Arthropoda; Malacostraca; Decapoda; Cambaridae
Product: TWiK family of potassium channels protein 18
Biological process (GO): stabilization of membrane potential; potassium ion transmembrane transport
Cellular component (GO): plasma membrane
Molecular function (GO): potassium ion leak channel activity; outward rectifier potassium channel activity
Source: RefSeq, a predicted model, not a curated record
GACGGGCCAGUGGGCAGGUGGCCGCCGCACAGGCCACAACCCGCACCAGCAGACAUAACCACUCCCAGGACGCGCCUGUGGAAGUACAGCGGUGCCCGGCGGACAUUUUCCCCUCUAUAAUACACGUACUUCCAACUAUAGUUCGUCGCAAAAUGGCCAUAGCGCAAGUGUUUGAAAAAAAUCUGUACAUCUUAUGUGAUUAUGGUGUUAAAGGUCAAUUAGAAUGCGAAUGGUGCAAUUAUCUAGUCAAUGCAGUUUAAAUAUGCCAGUGAUGCCCAAGAUUGUGAGUACUCGUAGUGACCAUAAGUUACAAGUCUUGUGGUAUUUCAAGGUGAUGGAGCUGAAUAAGUUAUGCUCAUCCCUUCCAAGUUAUGUAUUGGUGCUAACUCGUGGUGUGUGUGUGAAGAAAUAAAUCGAAGGAAAAAAUUGUAAUAUUACUUGAAAUUGUGUUAUACUAGAACGCAAAAGUUGAAUUUUGUAAUGGGUAUAUUCACCCUAUUUUAACAUAUAUAUUAUAUGUUAUAUGCAAAAUAGGCACGUGUAGGGGAGGAGGAAUACAAGAUUAUUAGAAUUAUGGCAUUAGUGUUUAUAUUGGUGUUGAGAGAUGUUGAGCCAUGAUGUGUAUAGGAGGAUGACGACUUGGGAAGCUGUUGCAGAUGUUGCAAUUGACCUGACACCAAUCAACGAAGCCCUACACAUAAUCAUCAUGAUUACAUGACGCUUAAAAAGUCAUGAGUUGCAAGGGGGAAGGGAACUGCCACGAGAAGCAAAUCGUAAUGUAUAACGCUUCCAUUACGGUAACUUGGUGGCUGUGAGACUAUAUUGAGCGGCAUCAUGCAGACGGCGUACGCCAGGAUGGUGUACGACCGCCAUCAGCAGAGGGCUCUGCGUCGCGACGGGUCCGACGUCCAACGGGCCACCUCCACCUUCAGGCACCUGAUCAAGGACCUGUGUCGACGCCUCAUUGCCUUCCUAUUCACACAGGUGGGCGUGUGCGGGCUGGUCGUUGCUUACAACAUCAUGGGAGCCUUCGCCUUCCGCGCCAUCGAGGGAAACAAUGGAGACACAGGCCCCGAGGAAGAGGCAUUUGACCUCCGGGAGUCCAUGGUGGCACGUCUCUGGAACGUCACCCUCCGACUCAACAUCUUGGAGGAGGCCCAGUGGAGGAGGGAGAUGGCAAACGCCCUGCGGGAGUACCAAGGAGACGUGGUAUCGCUAGUCAAGAUCAAAGGGUAUCGAGGUGUCCACCCUCAGGAGGCGUGGUCGUUCAGCGCAGCUCUCAUGUACUCUCUGAGUGUGUACACUACCAUCGGCUACGGGAACCUGACGCCGCGGACAGAGUGGGGGAAGAUAGCCACCAUCUUCUACGCCCUGGUGGGGAUGCCUCUAAUGCUGCUGUACAUGUCCAAUGUUGGGGAGGUCCUCGCUCACCUCUUCAAGUUCCUCUACUUCAGGGCCUGCAGGUGCGACGUCGGGUCGUUGGGAUACUAUCGUUCUGGCAGUGGCACUCUGAGACCGAAACCACGGCAGCAACAGCAGGCGGACCACCAGCUGGAGGAGCAGCAGCAGGAGCAGCAGCAGGAGCCCGAGGACUGGCAGCAGGGAGUGAAGAAGGGAUGGAAAGCAGGCCGUCGCACCAUUCCUAUUACCUACUGCCUGCUGGUGAUCGGUGUUUACGUGUUGUGUGGCGGGCUGAUCUUCUCGCAGUGGGAGCGCUGGACGCUGCUCGAUGCCUGCUACUUCUCCUACAUCUCCCUCAGCACCAUUGGCUUCGGCGACCUGGUGCCGGGAAGGACGGUAGCCGGUCAGAACGACGAGGAGGUGGAGUCCCAACAGAUCAUCUGUACCGUAUACCUGCUGGUGGGGAGCGCCCUCGUCGCUAUGUGCUUCAACCUCAUGCAGGAGGAGACCAUUGAGAACCUCAAGGCCUUCUGGAGGAACCUGGGGUGCUUGAGGAAGAAGGACACUGAAGAGGAGGUAAUACGUUUGGCGAGAGUUGCAGGAUGACGCCAUGACUUCAGAGGUAGAAACUGGACCCGUUUGGAAAUGAUAGUCGAAAAGAGGACUUCGAUGUUUUGUCGAAAAGAGGACUUCGAUGUGUUGUUGAAAAGAAGACGUCGAUGUUAUGUCGAAAAGACGACUUCGAUGUUUUGUUGAAAAGCGGACAUCGAUGUUUUGUUGAAAAGAAGACGUCAGUGUUUUGUUGACAUGCGACGUCGAUGUUUUGUCGAAAAGAAGACGUUGAUGUUUUAUAGAAACGACAGAGUCGAUAUACUGUCAAAAGACGUCAGAUAAUUGUCGAUAACAUGAGGGAUUCUUGGAAUACAUAUCCAUGAGCUGUUACCCCUCAGAAUCAACGUAGUUGUAGCUGCUGCUAUCUUCAGGGAUUUAUACUCUCCAUCAAAGUUAAGAUUCCGUGUUAUUUUCCAUACAUAUAAGACUGAUUUCCUCCCAGUUAUUCUGCGUGUAGACAGCUUCGUACCCUUACUGGUGCGAGUUUACAAGUGAUCACCACCCGAGUGCUGUCCUGUUCGUACACUGCCAUGCAACAGUGCAAACUUCAUAUUACAGUGAGAUUUUGCAAUACAUUGACUAUUUUUGUAUAAUUUACGUCUAUGUAAGUACCUUAAUCGUACUGUUAAGUGCUUUAUAUGUAUUUCGGCCCAAGAAUUUUAUAAUUGAUAAAAUAAGUAUUGACUAAAUGCAAGCUGAUGUUCAAAUCGCUGUUUUUUCGACACUGAUAUUGACUAAUACCAAUGGCGAUGACAUAUUAAUGCUUGUUCCAUAUUCAGUCAAGAUAUUGUUUACAUAUUAUUCCAUAUUAAUGAAUACUGCCUAACCUCAGGAGGGAUAAUUGUAGUCAGAAGCGAGGGAGAAAUAUCCAUCAGAAUAUCCCCCAUCAGGAGCUGUUGAAACGGAGGUACUCAUCAGGAUAUUCCCACAGGAGGUGCUGGAACGACAAUACCCAUCAGAAUACCUCCCCCCCUAAUGAGAGGGGCUGAAACUACACCAUCCAUCAGGAUAUCCCCAUUAGGUGAUGGGAUCUUAAUAUCCACCAGGAGGCACUGGAACGGCAAUACCCAUCAGAAUGCUCCCUAUUGGGAGAUACUGGAACAAGAACAGCCAUCAGGAUGUCUGUCUCCAUUGGAAGGCAAUGAAACGAAAACAUGUCUGAAGACUUUACAUAGGAUGGGUAUCAGAGACGAGAGAAGACAAACUGCUUCCACCCAUACCGCCCUCCACGCCCACACCACGCCCCUUCUCGUUGUGUCACCCACUUCACCUAUUUCGAAGCCUUCAUUUCUGCCCACGACUGUCCCAAGUAAGGAGCGGGUUGUCCCCAUGAUCAGCUGCUGCUCCUGGCUGCACCUGCCGGAGACCCACGCCCACGGGAGCAGCAACGGCUCCCUCGCCACGCUCUCCCACCAUCCAGGCUUCAAGGGCUCUAGGAUUCC